GACCAAUCACGCAAUUAGGUAAGCAAUCUCUCCCGAUAUCAACCCCACUAGCUCGAGACUACCAGAUGUAUGUACGAAUGAAGGGAAUCGCAUGCGUCAUUCCCCGUUCAAUUUUUAUUGGGACAGACGAGUGAUGAUUCUAGAAUAGAAUAGUACCGCCAUUAUUAUUUUCCAUUUCGUGCACAUUCAUUGCCAUUCCCAUUCUUAUAGGUUUACUCCCCAUACAUCUCGAUAUUCAUUGGCAUUAAUCAAAUCACAACUACCCUCAUCAUGUCGAGUAGACAAUUGCGAAAGUUACAACAACAGCGCGAGCUGGAGCAACAAGCCAAACUUCAAGCUCAAGAGGAGGAGGAAGCAGAAGAAGAAUCCGAUGAAGAGCCACAGCCUAUACAAUCAAAGCCCAGUUUGUUUGCGAAUUUCGCAGCGUUAGAAAAUUUAGAAGACGAUGACGAAUCUAAGGAUGUCGGGGAAGAAGAACCGACCGAAGAAGAAUUGAGUGAACCUACUCCAAUUGUGACGGCGAAAAAACCCAAAAAAUCAAAAAAGAAGAAGAAGGCAAAGAAUGCUGGCAAAGGAAAAGACUCUGCAAAAACUGCUGAAGCUAAACCGAAGGAUGAUUUGGAUGACAUUGAUCAAGCUUUGAAGGAAUUAAAUUUGAAGAACCCAAAUGCUGCGAAUAUGACAAGUUCAAUCGAAGUGGAUGAAGAAUACGAGAGAGUUUGCUUUCUCCUGGGCAUCAACACGCAGCACCUUAAAGUUGCAAACGAAAUGCGAAGCUUAUUUGGACGAGCUGCCACAGAGUCGAAUGAGGACCCUGGAGGACCUACUGGCCGUGGGGCAAGAAGAAGACAACAUAAUCAGGAAAUGGAUUUAGAGACAGUUUUGAAAGGACGCCAUCAACCUGGCAAAGGACUUCCAGAGCUUACCUUGCGACGUAACCUCUUCAUACAAGGGAAGGAUGAAUGGCCAAAAUCUAGCUCCGGUGGACUAACGAUGGAAGUUGUCGAAAAUCAAGAUGUGGUUGAUGGCACUAUAGAAUACAGAUUUGUACACGAUCAAUCAUACCAAUCUGUGCAAGAAACAUUUCAAGGUCUCGUUGAAAUGGGUGAUCCACAAAAUCUUAUUAGAUACAUUGUGAGAUAUCCGUACAACAUUUCACUCCUUCUCCAAGUCAGCAAGAUCGCAAAAAAUCAGGGCGACCAUUCUCUAGCAUCGGAUCUUGUGGAAAGAGCUCUGUUUACAUUCGGCCGAAUCUCUUUAUCAUCCUUUGGAACUAAAUUGGCCAAAGGUAAGGCUCGAUUAGAUUUCAGUAGGCCAGAGAAUCGAGAGCUUUGGUUAGCCGGAUAUCACUACAUCAAAUCUCUGAUCAUGAAGGGAACUUAUCGAACUGCUUUUGAAUGGGCAAAACUGCUGUUGAGUUUGGAUCCCGAAACUGAUCCAUAUUGCAUGAGAUGGAUGAUACACCAUCUUGCCUUACGUGCACAUGAGUUUCAAUGGCUUUUAGACUUUGCUGCCAGUCAAAAUAUACCUGAGUGGGCAAACACAAUAAAUUACGCCAAACCAUCAUUCGCUCUGGCUGCGCAACAACUUAAGGACGCAGUCAAAUGUAGAAGUCUUUUAUCGGAAUCUAUGCAAAAGGUACCUUGGCUAUUCUGUCGACUAUUCCAAGAAUUAAACCUUGACGCACCUCCAUCGAUUUGGGGUACACAACCACCGACUGAUUCUGAUACUUUCUUCACGCAAUUAUAUGUUCUCCAAACAAAAGAUCUUUGGAAUACUACCGAGUCUACUGCAUUACUUAUGGAAAUCGCACAUACUAUUGAUAAGCCCGAUUUAUCAAAAACCCCCCUGCUAUCGGACGUCAAGGAAUUGAAUCUUGAUGUUGUGAGAUUUGUCUAUUUGGAAAAUCAACCAGAUUUGAUGAGUCUCGUCCCAUCGAAACUUCUUCACCGAAGCAAUAACUCCGAUUCAGAUCCAUUACCACCCUAUUCAAAUACCCUCUCUUAUCCAUCUCAAAGAAGAACUUUAGGGAAUGAGUACGAACCCGUUGAAGAUAGAUUCAAUGAUCCGCUCGCGGCUCUCGCGCGACUCAUGCCAGGGUUUCCAGGAUUGGAAGCAUUCCGAGGUCGUGGAGCAGGGGGCGAUGAUAUCGGUGUUGGCGAUGAAGUUGAGGAUGAAGCAGAAGCACUUGAACGAUUAAGAGAUUUUGCAGAAGGAUUACCGGAAGGAGAACUAGAGGGAAAUGAUGAAGAAGAAUUAGUGCAGCCACGUGGACCAUCACUUUCUGCAGCUUCAAGAAUCUUGCAAUAUCUUGGCUUCUGGAGAUCACCGGAAAAUCUCGAGGGCAAUUCUGAAUCUGAGGAGGAUGGCAAUGAUUCAACGCCGGAUUUGGUAGACCCAGAGGGACAAGAUAGGCACAAUAGACAGCCACGCGUCGAAGAUGUGGAUGACGAUGAAGAAACGCAUGGCUUGGCUUAGAUGAAAUUGUUCAUAUCUGUAUAUUGCAGCUAGAUAGCAAUUUUAGCAAAAAAAAUACGAUCUUCACCGCAGAUCAGAUGUAUGUUACUCGUACCCGUGGUAUCAGUGCGCACAAAUAUUAUACCUGCACUCA
Messenger RNA from Botrytis cinerea B05.10, 2611 nucleotides. It is a transcript of the gene Bcrqc1, whose product is annotated as Bcrqc1. NCBI's taxonomy places the organism in Eukaryota, Fungi, Ascomycota, Leotiomycetes, Helotiales, Sclerotiniaceae. The transcript has 2 exons. The record is from RefSeq and is a predicted model, not a curated record. Gene Ontology annotation, cellular component: RQC complex. The coding region runs from base 271 to 2478 and encodes 735 amino acids. Gene Ontology annotation, biological process: rescue of stalled cytosolic ribosome; ribosome-associated ubiquitin-dependent protein catabolic process.